CCCCCCACAGUUCUGGCCGCGGUCCCGGAGCGCACGGACGUGGCUUGAGUUUCCUCCGCUCUCUGAUCGCUCACUCUCCUCCCCCCCUCCCGCUCUUCCUCCUCUCCCGGUCUCCCGCUCCAGCUGCAGCUCCACCCGCCGGCCCUGCACGGCUCCGGGUAGCCAUGGAGGACACCCAGCUCCACAUCGUCGAACAGCCGCUCCCCGGGUACCGUGACGCGGAGGACCCGGGGUCCUCGAUAGUGCGGGGGCCGGCGGCCGAGGAGCCGUCAGGGGCCGGCUCUGAGGAGCUGAUCAAGUCGGACCAGGUGAACGGCGUGUUGGUGCUGAGCCUUCUGGACAAAAUCAUCGGCGCCGUCGACCAGAUCCAGCUGACCCAAGCCCAGCUGGAGGAGCGGCAGGCGGAGAUGGAGGGCGCCGUGCAGAGCAUCCAGGGCGAGCUGAGCAAGCUGGGCAAGGCGCACGCCACCACCAGUAACACCGUGAGCAAGUUGCUGGAGAAGGUGCGCAAGGUCAGCGUCAACGUGAAGACCGUGCGCGGCAGCCUGGAGCGCCAGGCCGGCCAGAUCAAGAAGCUGGAGGUCAACGAGGCCGAGCUGUUGCGGCGCCGCAACUUUAAAGUUAUGAUCUACCAGGACGAAGUGAAACUGCCUGCCAAACUGAGCAUCAGCAAGUCGCUGAAAGAGUCGGAGACGCUGCCCGAGAAGGAAGGCGACGAGCUGGCUGAGGGUGAGCGGCCCGACGAGGACGCGGCCAUCGAGCUGUCCUCGGACGAGGCGGUGGAGGUGGAGGAGGUCAUCGAGGAGUCGCGCGCCGAGCGCAUCAAGCGCAGCGGCCUGCGGCGCGUGGACGACUUCAAGAAGGCCUUCUCCAAGGAGAAGAUGGAGAAGACCCGGGUGCGCACCCGCGAGAACCUGGAGAAGACCCGCCUCAAGACCAAGGAGAACCUGGAGAAGACGCGACACACACUGGAGAAGCGCAUGAACAAGCUGGGCACACGCCUGGUCCCCGCUGAGCGCCGGGAGAAGCUCAAGACCUCUCGGGAGAAGUUGCGCAAGUCUUUCACUCCGGACCACGUGGUCUACGCGCGCUCCAAGACGGCAGUCUACAAGGUGCCGCCCUUCACCUUCCACGUCAAGAAGAUCCGCGAGGGCGAGGUGGAGGUGCUGAAGGCCACCGAGAUGGUGGAGGUGGGCGCCGACGACGAUGAGGAGGGUGGCGCGGAGCGUGGCGAGGCCGUGGAUCUGCUGCGCGGGAGCAGCCCCGACGUGCACACGCUGCUGGAGAUCACCGAGGAGUCAGACGCCGUGCUGGUGGACAAGAGCGACAGCGACUGAGGGGGACGGGUGGGGCUCUGCCCAGGAGGCCUUGCGCCCCACCUCUCCCUGCCCCCACCCUGAUUCUCUUCCCUCCUGAACUUUCUCUUUUGCCUUCUUUCUCGGGCCCCAGACGGGCUCACACAUUUCUAAAUCGAGAACACCGAACACCUUUCCCUCAAGGAGCACCCCUCCGAGUCUUAGAGCUGUUAAGACGGUAGGGGGAGGCAGCCUCCACAAAGACCAGCCCCAAUCGGGGCGUAGUCUGGGCGGAGAUGGAAAGGGGAUGGUCCACGCCCUGGUUGUGCAAACUGGGGAUCCUGCGGGAAAAUGCUAUCAUUUCCACAGUCGCCCCACACCCCGCCCCGGGGCAGGCUGCCUUCCCUCGAACCUUGUCCUCACACAUCCAGCUCUCUCAUUCCUGCUCACUGAGCUCUUCUUUCUUAUCCUGAUCCCUGGAAGCUUCGAAGCCAAAAUUAGUGUAAUAGAAAAGAACAUAUUCUGAAGAAGACCUUUGUCCACAUGGGAGGCCCCCAUACCGGAAGGACUCGAAAGCAGCUUUUGGGAGAACGUGGGCUGUAAAGGGGAGAGGGCAGAGGGAGCCAUAGAUGAGGGUCCAGCACAGGCUGUAUCUGCAGAGUCCCAACAAGGAAGGCUGGAGCCAGGCGGGGCCCUGGGGAGUGGCAGUGGAAAGUGGCCCACUUUCAUGUUAGGCAUCUGCACACAGGCACAGGUGGCUGUGGCUUUGGGAAGGAGAACAGGAAAUAGCAGAAAGUGGAAAUGGAUGAAGAGAGGCGCAUUUGCCUCAUUAGCAGCAUGAGAAAUGCAGAGCGAGAAUCCUAUCUUAACUUGAGUGCUCCUUUUCCAUCUCAGGAUAAGGAGGGAUGAUGAGAAAGCGAUGAUCCAGAGAGAAAAGAGCCGUAGGCCUCACUCCUUCCCUCAACUGGGAUCUGGGUGGUGCCUCAGGGGCAGUCCGUCCCUCAAAGCCCAGGAAAUUAGGGUCCCAGAAGGGGGCAGCACCAGGCUGCAAAGAACUGAGAGUCAGGAGGGAGGCAGAUUAGAAAGAAAGUGAGGUGCGAAUGGCCAGGCCACCAAGCUGAGAGCUGGAGGGGGAGUGAGGAGAGUAUCACCGUGUAUGGAGCACCCGGCAGACUCUUCUCGAGACCCUUCCCUAGAACUAGUAGAAGAGCUGCAGAAUUUGCCCUUGUGGGCUCCUCUCCUGAAUCUUUAGGGCUGACAGAGUCGCUGCUUCCAGGUUCUCCUUGGGAUACUGGAGUCCUGCUGAGCCUCCCCAGUUUAAAGGGGGUGGUCAGAAGCAAAAACAGCUCCCCUUUCCUACAAGUCAUUUGUGCCAUGGCUCACAAGUUCCCUACAGAGGAGGCUGAAGGAUUCUCCCUUCUCCCCCAUCGCCUUUGCCUUUUUGUCCCUGCUCUGCUUUUUAGAAUCACAGCUGAUCGCUUUAAGGGGUGGAGGGAGAGAGGGAGCCUGCGGACACAAACCUUUUUUACAAUACAAAGCUUUGCUCCACCCCACCCCCACCCCCCAACAUACACUUUCUUGGUUCUCUUCCCUCUGGUGGAUGCUUGGAGACAGGUCAACUGAGACAGGAUGGAGACUGGGACAAGGUGCUGAUGGGUUGAAGGGGCCUGAGCUGUGGGCAGACGCUGGUUCCUGUGGGCUCUGGGGAGCCUCUCAUGUUGCUGUGUCCUGGUGAGCAGCCUGACCAAUAAACCUGCUUUUCUAAAA
Pteronotus mesoamericanus is the source of this 3062-nucleotide messenger RNA. RefSeq names its product caveolae associated protein 1 (gene CAVIN1). Bases 165 to 1337 code for a protein of 390 amino acids. Gene Ontology annotation, biological process: transcription initiation at RNA polymerase I promoter; termination of RNA polymerase I transcription. Gene Ontology annotation, cellular component: caveola; cytoplasm. The record is from RefSeq and is a predicted model, not a curated record. NCBI's taxonomy places the organism in Eukaryota, Metazoa, Chordata, Mammalia, Chiroptera, Mormoopidae. The transcript has 2 exons. Gene Ontology annotation, molecular function: rRNA primary transcript binding.